Messenger RNA from Atta colombica, 412 nucleotides. RefSeq lists its product as uncharacterized. The record is from RefSeq and is a predicted model, not a curated record. Bases 29 to 412 code for a protein of 127 amino acids. Lineage: Eukaryota; Metazoa; Arthropoda; Insecta; Hymenoptera; Formicidae. The transcript is spliced from 3 exons.
GGAUGAUGCAAAGGUACUUCAUGGUGGUAUGAAAAGAUUACCGAUAAAGAUUGAAGAAAAGGAAAUCGACAUCUCAAAAGAAACUCUCGAAGGAGAGCAAUAUAUGUUGUACGGGAAGGAAUUCGAUAGUCUUGUGCUCGAGACAUAUUAUGAAUCACAGUUGCCUGGAAACAUCUAUCAGAAAUAUCUGCAAUUAGACAAUACUUUGCCAUACAUACCAAUUUAUACGUAUUUACCAACCUACUCUUUAAAAUCUGUAGAGGCGCAGAAAACACUCUUGCUUGGACAGAAAAUAGAACCUACGUAUGGAUUUUUAUUUUUAUUCGAAAUCUUUGAAAAGAUAUCACACAGGCUGUCCAGGCAAAGGCACUUCCACAAAAUGAAAUCUACCGCAAUGCUCUCCAUCAUUUGA